AUGGAUGCAAUACGAAAUGAGAUUAGACAACAAUUGUUGGAUGCACAAUUCAAUGAUAGCAAUGACAGCUCUUCAGUGUGGCCAAAUCAUACACAAACAACACCUAUACCACCCGAUGCAACACAAAAUAGCAAUGAGUUACAAAUGAUCCCAAACUUUAAUCCUUUUCAUGCCCAAGAAUACAGUGACAUUGCACAUGAAAUACCAGAAAAUUUAAAAGAAUAUUUAUUACCUAGACAACCAAACUAUGAACUCCUAGAAGAACUAAAGCGAUACUAUGGGCUUGAUUUUGUAAUUUAUGCAUUGAAUUCAAAUAUUAAAUAUAAUCGAUCUAAAUCUCGUGGUGAACUCUUACCAACCUUAAUUCCUAUCUCAAAUUUUUAUAUUUUUAACCAUAUAUACUAA
This is a messenger RNA of Heterostelium album PN500, 405 nucleotides long. RefSeq lists its product as uncharacterized. The record is from RefSeq and is a predicted model, not a curated record. NCBI's taxonomy places the organism in Eukaryota, Evosea, Eumycetozoa, Acytosteliales, Acytosteliaceae. The transcript is spliced from 3 exons. Bases 1 to 405 code for a protein of 134 amino acids.